Messenger RNA from Maudiozyma saulgeensis, 171 nucleotides. The record is from the annotation of a GenBank genome assembly. Lineage: Eukaryota; Fungi; Ascomycota; Saccharomycetes; Saccharomycetales; Saccharomycetaceae.
AUGGAAGCCUCUAAAAUCAUUAACAUUAUUCUAGCUCUAUUUUUACCACCUGUCUCCGUCUUUUUAUGUCGUGGUUGGGGUACUGAAUGUAUUAUAAGUAUCGUAUUGACUAUUUGUGGUUGGGUUCCAGGUAUGUUAUAUGCUCUAUAUAUCAUCUUACAAGAUGAUUAA